Messenger RNA from Fukomys damarensis (Damara mole-rat), 7562 nucleotides. It is a transcript of the gene Opcml, whose product is annotated as opioid binding protein/cell adhesion molecule like. Gene Ontology annotation, cellular component: neuron projection. The transcript has 7 exons. The record is from RefSeq and is a predicted model, not a curated record. Lineage: Eukaryota; Metazoa; Chordata; Mammalia; Rodentia; Bathyergidae. The coding region runs from base 173 to 1225 and encodes 350 amino acids.
GCUCCGGGGAGGGGUGAGCCAGGGGCAGGUUCCAACUCCCCUCGGAGUGGAGCCUUCCAAACAGGAAAGUCUCCUGGUGUCGCUCAGGAGAGUGGAGCCAAUGCGUGGCUCGGAGGAGGUCCGCGCGGAGCCCUGUGCAGAUUGGUGCUGAUGAUUCUUACCAGUUGUGUGUAUGUGUGCACACACACACACACACACACACACACCCAGAGACGCUGCCUGCCUGCUCCCAUCUCUCGCGCACUCUCCUGUUCUCUCCCUCCCUUUGCAAACAUUGGAUUUAAACCUGUUCAGAAUUCAGCACAGAGGAAGGCAGCAGCGGAGGCAGCAGCAGAGGCAGGAGCGAGCCCGGCAGCCUAGCGCACCGCAGCGUCGAGAUGUACCAUCCCGCCUACUGGAUCGUCUUCUCCGCCACGACUGCCUUGCUCUUCAUCCCAGGUGUACCAUAGAUGACCGGGUCACCCGGGUAGCCUGGCUAAACCGCAGCACAAUCCUCUAUGCUGGAAAUGACAAAUGGUCCAUAGACCCUCGUGUGAUCAUCUUGGUCAACACGCCAACCCAGUACAGCAUCAUGAUACAAAAUGUGGAUGUGUAUGAUGAAGGUCCAUACACCUGCUCUGUGCAGACAGACAAUCACCCUAAAACUUCUCGAGUCCAUCUCAUAGUGCAAGUCCCGCCACAGAUCAUGAACAUCUCCUCAGAUGUCACUGUGAAUGAAGGAAGCAGUGUGACCCUGCUGUGUCUUGCUAUUGGCAGACCAGAGCCAACUGUGACGUGGAGACACCUGUCAGUCAAGGAAGGCCAGGGCUUUGUGAGUGAGGAUGAAUACCUGGAAAUCUCUGACAUCAAGCGUGACCAGUCUGGGGAAUAUGAAUGCAGUGCCCUGAAUGAUGUCGCCGCACCAGAUGUGAGGAAAGUAAAGAUCACUGUCAACUACCCUCCCUAUAUCUCAAAAGCCAGGAACACUGGUGCCUCUGUGGGUCAGAAGGGCAUCCUGAGCUGUGAAGCUUCUGCAGUUCCCAUGGCUGAGUUCCAGUGGUUCAAGGAAGAUACCAGGUUAGCCACUGGCCUGGAUGGAGUGAGGAUUGAGAACAAAGGCCGCAUAUCCACCCUGACUUUCUUCAACGUCUCAGAGAAGGACUAUGGAAACUACACCUGUGUGGCCACCAACAAGCUUGGGAACACCAAUGCCAGCAUCACAUUGUAUGAGGAGAUUGUUUCCUGAAACCACUAGAAGACCAUUAGCCCUGGAGAAGCCUGGAUGAGCACCAAAUUUCUUCCUACAUAAUUGAAGGAUUAAGGUUCCAAGCUCUGUGCUUCUAUCAGCCUUUCAUGAAAGCACAUGUCAGGAGCUUACAAGAACUUCUUCAGUGCUGGCUUUCCUCACUAGCAAGAACAUGAAAGAAAACACCUCUCUUUUUUCAAUGUAAAGACGGCAGUCCAUGCUCCCGAGUGCAGAGACUACAGCUAAGCAGCUCUGUUCUGCUCCAGUUCUGGUUUGAUCUGUUUGAAAACUAUCCAGUAAAAAGCUGAUGGAGGCCAAUUACAUGGCGGGUGUGUUGACAACUGUGGUAUUUGUUUCAGAAAGCUCUUCUGAGCUGAGGGCACUUGAGCAACUGACUUAAUUUCCAAGCACUUGAUUAACACAACACUGCAAACAGAAGGAGAAAAGUGUAAGUGACACAAUUUCCUCUGAUGCAAGCUGCUUCUCAAGGGGCUUUUGGAAAGAAUGUCCCCAGCUCCUUAGGUUCCAAACAGAUCUCACUUACAAAGAUGCAUGGAUACAAUCUUUCUUCUUGGUCUCCUGAGACAAGGAGGACUCAAUGAGCAAGGGGGCAGGGAUUCAGAGAAGCAGCAGUGGAAGCCACACUGUGUUGUGCUGCAGGGACUUCUCUGGGAAGGAUAAGAAUGAAGUACAACAGUGAUGUUCCUACAGACCUACCCUGCCUUUGCUGGAAAACCUUUCAGGUCCACAUUCUAAGAAAUAAUAAAUGCAAGCUCCAUAGCAUUCUAUUUCCUCAGUGCUUAAGUGUUCUCUUCCUUCAGUAUAAGUGCCCUUUCUAUGUUUGUCACUAUCGCAAUGUGAACAUGACAGCCGAGGUGUGGAAAUAUACAUAUUGUAUGUGCGUAUAUGCAUAUUAUAUGUGUAUGUGUGUGUGUAUACAUGCAUACACUUACAUACAUACAUAUAUACAUAUAUACAAACCCAGGUUAUUUGGGCAAACAAAAAGUUAGGUGUUGUCAUUAGAGGUAGAACUGAUGUGGACAAAAUUAACGUUAUACUUUCCAGCUGUGAAUGGUCAUCUGUAUUACCUAGAGUAUUGCUGAGGAGCCAGAUUCUGGGAAUAUAAUUGAUGUGCCAAAAUCCAGUGGCAGACAUGAUCGGGAGCAUGCACCAAGUCAGAAUUUAAGGUUGGGCAUAAAUGUUUCAGAUCUGUCAAAACACUCAGCACCUAGAGUUGGGUUGGUUUCAGAAAUUGUAUGAGAAGUAAAUGCAUCAUUUGAAUGUUUGACUGAUACUAAGUUUGUUACUUUGGAGUAAAGUAAAUUUGGAGGCUUCAUGGGGAUGAGGAGCAUGGUGCUUGAAACAGACAAGCUGUGCCUAUUUCCCACUCCAAGAUGUGUUCCAAAGUAAAGGGUUGUCCUCUUUUGCGCAAGCAGAUCAUCAAAACCUUGCAAUCGCCCCAAGGCUGGUCUCAGGGUCACUAUGGAUGGAACUCUGUCCCCGUCCUCUUUUGUGCAAGCAGAUCAUCAAAACCUUGCAAUCACCCCAAGGCUGGUCUCAGGGUCACUAUGGAUGGAACUCUGUCCCCUUCCACUGGAUGCUAGGAAGCAUCUAAGGGUGAUGACCUAUUCCUGUCAUGAUGCAGAGAGAAAAGCAUACUAUGAUCAUCCUCCCUUUGUCUGGGAUACAGCAAAUCAAGUGUACAAAACCCAAGAUAAGUGAGAUACUGGGUAUGCAAGUGACUCUUCUUCACAAUAGACAUAUUCUAGCUUCUGUGCCAUUUGAAUUACUUUGGUGGGGAUGGCUCCAUGUGAUGGUAGCUGUUACCCAACAUCUUGAAGCAAACAGAAGAGUAAAUGUUUAUUAAGGAAAACAUCCACAUUACAUAUGCUUUUUCAGAAGUACACAUGGAGGGUGGGUGGAUAAGGCCUGCUGGACAGAUUUGUUCAGGGUGCCAAUGGUGGGGGCAGGGAGGGGGUACAGGCAGGAAAGAGAAAUAAGUCUGAACAACCUGGAGCUCAUUGUGAGUUUUCCUUGUGGAUAGAAAACCAAAUAAGGCUUAUCAGGAAAUAUGAGGUAAGAGGAAUUCAGCAGCAUGGCAGUUACUCUGAAGCUUUUCCCCUUCUCUAGACAGAGUUCAUAUGUAUUCCACCGAAGUAAUGCCAGUGAAAGUGCUAGUGUUAAGGCUUCAACCAAGCUUGUAAUUUCCCUAGUUUAAUGUCAAGUGCCUGAUACAGUCAUCUGCAAGUCUAAACAAGUGUAUUUAGUUUUUCCCAUUCUUGUUUUAAUUGGGGAAGGUGGAGGUGGAGGGGAGUGGUUGUGAAAACAUGCACACAUUUUAUGCACAAAAUGGUGCACCUGUCUUUGACUGCAACUGUGCUCAGUUGAGCAGAAGGAAAGAGAAGGCUGUGGGUAGCAAAGGUGCCUGGGCAUCUUCCUCUGAAAUCCAUUCCUCUUCACACAUUGGUUAGUUUGCACAACCUGGUGUGAAGUGUGCUCGGGGUCUCUAGUAGUGACACACCAGAGGCUGAGUUUAAGCAUCUGUUUCUGUAGCAAUCUGGUCAGCGUGUUCUCCACAAAGAUUAGUUAGCAAGUUCUACUUACAGUAGAAGCAGAGGAACUCUUAAGUGGGCAGCUGAUCCCAAAGAUAGCCCAUCAUACCCUCACCUCAGGAGCAGCUAUAAACUGAAUCCUGUUUGGCUGAGUACUGAUGGUUGAUGCUUCUGGUCCUAUAGUCCCAUCUUCUCUGUUGUAUGUGGCUGUCAUCGGUCCCAUCAUAGAAGGUGGAGAGGAUGGUUUAAUAUGAGGAGAGACCUGGUGACCCUGAGUUCUUACCAGGGCAAGAAAAAGUCACUUUGCAAUACCUAGAAGCAGCCAAAAAUGAAGAAGUUUAGUCUUUUAGAGGAAGCAACAUAAAAUGUUUCUUGCUGGAAAGAUGCAUUUUUUUUUCUCCAGCAGCAAGAACUUUUGUUUGUGUUUUUCACAAGUCCUAUUCCUCACAUCCAAUUGCUUCCUCUCCUAUUAUGCAAGGAUUCCCUGUUUCUUUCUUUUAAGACAAAUAUGUUUGAGUAGUUACAGUAAAACUUCACAGGUGUACAAGUAGGAAGACAAUGUUUUUAUAAAGAUAUCAUACGAUGAGAACUCUUAAUGAUCAUUAAAAGCAAACAAAUAAGAAUGCCAGUCUCAUUUUCCUCAUUUCUUACUUAAGAGAAGAGAAGUAAAUGAAAAGAGGAAGAAAUAGAUUUGCAAUUAAAAGAUGUGGCAACACGAUAUAGCUGAUCCAGUGCAAUUUAGCCUUCAGGUGCAGAACACUCAGAGUCCAAAGGAAAGUGGAGUGGACUUAAUUAGAUGCAAUUGUCUUCAUCCUGAAACUAGUCAGCUAAGCCUAUUUUCCAGCAGUUUGAAAGAGAUUCCUUUUUGUUCCUUCCAGCAGUGCUCUUUCAAGGCACACAGUUGUUCCACACCACUGGGUGAAUAAAGAUUGUGACCCCUCUACCACACUGAUGGGGCUGCAUCCUACAUUAUUUGGCAGGUUUAUAAGGAUAUCAGUAAUAACAAUGAUAAGUAAUAAUAGCUUCCCUUGUGUUAGUUAAAGGGAGCAUUUUUAAUCAUUUCAGAAAUUUUUGUGACACGUAAAGUGCAGUUGUGAGGAAUGUGUGGGUGUACGAAAAUGUAUCUGUCAAGUUCAGAGUCCUCUAGAUUAAAAAAUAUAUAUAUGACUUAUCAAUGGUGCCGUUAUAGCUUUGUCAAACAAUGGGUGUGCCCAUUUUCACAAUUAUCCUUAAAACAAAUCUAUGUUCAAAUGCUUUAAAAUUUAUCACACAAUACAAAAGUAUGACUUUGUCAGCCUUCUAGAGUUCUUUAUCUUUUUAUUUUCUUUCUUAUUUUUUUCCUUCAAAAAUCAAUGAAGACUUGAUUUCUGUCAAUAAUUGUAUUAAGGGUGAAUAUACUACCUGAAUUUUGUGCAUGUUACAUUGUAGUUGUAACCUUUUCUAAUUCGGGAUGAAUACAAGAUGGUUGUGAUUGUGCAGUGUAUCAAUAAAGUUUGAAGAAGUUUGUAACUUUUAGGGGACUGUUUAUUAGGACAUGACUUUGAGAUCCAGGAAUGGAAAAAUGCAGUAGGGUAUGCUUUUCAAUCUGUGUAUCUUAGGAUUUGGGAUGCAGAUGCAAUCAAAAGACUGUCUAUCUGUCCGUCAGUCUGUCUUUCUUUCUCUCUCUUCUUCAUUCCUUUCUUCUUUAUCUUUCUCCCCUUCUCAGAUACACACUCUACACACUCAUACUGCAAUGUAUACACACACACACACACACACACAGAGACAGUAGUUAAGCAUUUUUCACAUUAUAUCUAUAUAUCUCAUACUAUUUACAAAUAAUUUUAAAGGGUUCUACAUCUUCAAAGUCUAAGUUAUUUAUUGACCUAGGCUAAAAAAAAGUGAAGCUCCAGAAAAACAAUGACCACAUAAUGUCCAGUUUAGGCAUUUUACUCCAUAACAGUCACUGCUGCUUGAUUCCAGGGAAGUAAGAGCAACUUUAACAAGAACAAGCAUGAGAAGAUACAGUGGUGACAGUGUACAUUCACGCCUGAUUGUAUGUGCUUUUGAAUUAAUGUUUGUUUAUCUUGGCCUUUGCUGGAACACCUAUGAAAAAAUUAACAAGACAAAGGGCCCUGGAGCACAUGCUCCAUGACCAGUGCCAACUCCAAAACACCAUUCUUUUUCAAUAAAACUCUAUCUUUGUUCUUUAUCACACCCUCAUCUGCUUUUCUGCUGGAUUGCAUAUUGAUUUCUUUCUUACACCUCAGGUUCUCAUCAAUUGCUUGUGUCUCUGUGAAGCUUUUCUAGUUCUGCCAUGAGCUAAGCGUGUGGUCUUGGAUGGCUACUGGACUUCACAGCCUUGCCUUCCCUAUCUGCCCCAUUUGUGAAGUUAGUUACACCCACAGUUCAAACAUUUGUGGCCCAGUUCUCUGCCUCCCUCCCUCCCCUUUCUUCCCUUCCUCUCUCCCCCUUUAUAUCACACUAGAUUUCUCAAGGCAUUCCCCAAAUAAAAUCUAGGAGCAGUGGCUGAGAAUUCAGAACAUGGAUGAUAAUUUCACAGCAGAGACAGCAUCUCAGGCACAAAACAAAAACUCUGAGCUAGAACGAUGAGGUUGCUAUUCUUGCCAACUACCUCUGUAGACAAGGGUUGAUUCAGACCUUUUCACGACUCAGUCUUCCCAGGGCAUGAAACACAGAUCCUUGAUAGAUUAGAUACAUUCUCUUUGGGAAUUGAAGUGGUAAGUAAAUACUAGAAACUCUAGGUAACCAUGAUUGAUAGUUUCCAUUUUCCUCAGUUUUAUUUUAACGUCAUGACUUAUUAAGGAAAUGGAAUUCAGUCCCCUAUCUCCAACCUUCAGUACUUCCUUUUCUCUCUUCUUUUCUUCCUUCCUUCUCAUUAUCAUUUCCACCGCUACACCUAACCACCCAUUUCUCUGUUCAUACCACACUUAUCAAGUCAUGUGCUCUUUCGCUGGCCUUUUAUUUCAUCUGGUCACUCAACUCCAUCAAACAUCAGUGUACCAAUUUAUUCUUCCAUCAGCCAACCACUCACGUAGCUAUUCAUGUAUUAUUUCCCCAUUUAUAUAACCCUAAUUCUCUCCAUACAAUCAUGCACCUUCCUAACAUGACUGUUCCCCACCUAUUUACUUAAGAGACCUAUCCAUUCCCUGCCUGUCAAUCCAUCUUCCAAGCAUACUCCAACUAGCCUUUGGCAGACAUACCUAUUUCCCAGGCCACUUCGAGGUAAUGGAAUCUUAGCUGUUAUCUUUCUAUCCCACAAGAGAGGCUAUCUAGUUAUUCUUAAACUUGGCAGCUAAAUACUGAGAUGUAUUUUCAUUAUCUUCAUCCAAAAUAUACCCUAUUCAUAACAUGCAUAAAGAAGUACUUGUGGAGACAUAUUAAGAGUAUACUUUUUUUUGUUUUGUCAAGGUGAAUUCCAGUAGAAAGUGAAAGGAGACUUGGAAGCCAAAUGAAAAAACAGAGAAGAAACUAUAUGAUGCUUACCUUUAUUACACUCAGGUGGCAGUCAUGUAAUGAACACAUUAGCAAAUGUGUGCAGAAACAGACAAGAGAGACCCCAACUACUGAGGACCCCUUUUUUCUACAUUUUGCUGCUGAAUAAAUUACUUACUUUGAUGAAAAUCAAGGAGUGACAUUAAUUGGUAUCAAAUCCCAUGACCAAUUUUGAAAAACCAAAACUCUAAAAAUACAAACGAUGCUACCUUCUUUAAAUACAUUUAUCUAUCCAUUAGUAAACCUCUUGCUUUCCCUUACUUUUCCACCAUUUAUGUAUUCAUCACUCA